CAAUUUUACAAUUUCAGUGCAAAUAUUAUUCAGUUCUUGUUCUUCACGCAUCCACUUUAGUCCAUACAAAUGCAGCAGUCGUUUCAGAAUUACGAAAUCUAUAUAUAGUUAUAUUGGAAACCCCAACAUUGUUGACACAACCCACCCGAGAGUAGCGGUCACGCCCUGGGUAGCUGCUGGCCAGGUCUCACUAAAACUUCAUGUUUACGAUGGAUUCUCAGACAACUCGCCGCACACAACCCUAGAGCGCUACACUCGUCCAGUCAUAGUCUCCCACUCCAGCACACUGGUCCUGGUUCUGUCCACAGGCACACGUUCAGCAGAAUGCUGCUACCAUGCUGGGUUCAAGGCUCGCUUUUACUUGGUCUCAGAACAAGAAUGGACAGAGCGGCCAGACUCCUCCUGCAGCGAAUCACAUCCCAUGCAGGGCGGAGGCAUCAUAUCGUUCACGGGGGCCACCUCCACAGAGCCCAGGUUCUACGACUGUGUGUGGCUGAUCAAGCGGUACAACACACACAACACGGCGGACGCUGUUGUGCUGAGGCUUCGGGAGGUCCUGCUUGGGGAUGGUUGGCUGCAGUUUGGCCGAAAGAACAGCCUGGAAAUCCGGAAAGGAGUCAGUUCUGAGGCCCCACUACUGGCUCGGUACACAGCUCGCAACCUCACGGACAUUAGCCUGGCCUACACAUCACAGGAGGGGCUGUACCUUCGACUGAGGGGCGGAUACUACAGCACAGAUAAACUCUCGUUCACGUAUACUGCUGUGAAAAAUGUGACUGGAGACGGUGAAGGCUGUCCUGGUUACUUUGAUUUCCUGUGUCGCAACUUGUUGUGUAUCGACCAGGAACUGAUGUGUGACGGAGUCGAUCACUGUGGGGAUAACUCGGACGAACAUCCGUCUGUUGACUGCUCUGUAUCAGGUUUGUGGAAACAUAGCUUCAAGUGGAGUAUGCCUUAUAUGG
Molecule: messenger RNA, 962 nt
Organism: Candidula unifasciata
Lineage: Eukaryota; Metazoa; Mollusca; Gastropoda; Stylommatophora; Geomitridae
Source: the annotation of a GenBank genome assembly